Molecule: messenger RNA, 4328 nt
Organism: Schistosoma haematobium
Lineage: Eukaryota; Metazoa; Platyhelminthes; Trematoda; Strigeidida; Schistosomatidae
Exons: 11
Coding region: 41-2665 (874 amino acids)
Biological process (GO): rescue of stalled cytosolic ribosome; protein ubiquitination
Molecular function (GO): ubiquitin protein ligase activity; ribosome binding
Source: RefSeq, a predicted model, not a curated record
CAAGGUCUCAGCGGAACAUUAAAUACUAUUAUUUGCGUGGAUGAUGUCUGAGGUUGUUGAGUCAGUUGGUAAACUGUGCCCAAUUUGUCAUGAUGAUAUUGACUACUUUGCAUACGGAUCAUGUAAUCAUCCUACAUGUACAAAAUGUGUACUGAAGUUGCGAAAGUUUGGAAGCGCUGAUGAGCCUGAAUUUUCACAAUGUCCUACUUGUCGGCAGAAUAUUAACAGAGUUGCGAUUAUGAGGAAUUUCGUUCCGUUCGACAAUAUUGACGUGUCCUUACUUCGACAUGACUCAAAGUUUGAUUUUAUGUUUCCUGAUGUGGAGAUUGAACAGCACUACCUAAACAUGCUUAAAUCAGUCUGCCCUAUUUGUGGUGAAGAAAAAAAAUCUCUCUCUGCCUUAAAUAGACACACUACUUUGGAGCAUCAGCUUUCUUAUUGUGAUCUCUGUAUUCGAUAUGCCAGGCUUUUGCCAUGUGAAUUCGUACUUAUGAAACCAGCUGACCUUACAAAACAUCGUUCAUGGGAUAAAAACAAGAAGAAAGGCCAUCCUUUGUGCGAUUUCUGUAAGGAACGAUUUUAUGAAAUGGAAGACUUAAUAACCCAUAUUCGUGAUCUUCACUUUUUAUGUGAUCUUUGCAUGACUACAGGAAAGUUUGUGGUUUUCAGACAGCAGUGUGAAUUAUUAGACCAUUACGGUGAAUCUCAUCAUCUAUGUUCCGAGUGUCGAGCUCAACAACGUAUCUCAUGUUUUGCAACCGAGGAUCGUUUAGGCUUGCAUCGUUUUCAAGAACAUCCAAAUGAAGUGGCCAAUGAUCCCAACUCCUGGCUUCCGAUUUCUAUACGACACGUAACAUCUACUGAUUCUGCUUUCAGGCGACGUGACCAAAUAUUUCCUGAUGUAUAUAGUGUGGAUGGCGUUGUUGAUGCAUCUGAUGGUAGACUUACUUCACAAGACAAUCCUAGUGUAACAUACCGACGACCUAAUCCUUCUGAAUGGACCGGUGAAGAUUUUCCUUCACUUCAGUCGACCAGACCAAUGACCACAAGUUCUCACUUAACAACAAAUGAGUCUAGGAGUUCUCAAACACCCGUACAAAGACUUAGGGAGUCAACCACUACUUUGACAGAACGCGAGAUAAACGACACAAAUAAUUCCGUACAAAAUAAACGACCAAUAACUGGUGGAAGUUGGGUUUCUCGUGUUGCUAAUGUCAAUUUUACUAAUAAAGAUCGUCUUACAUCUGAAGAUUUUCCUAGUUUAACACAAUCAACAAAUCCUUCCACUGGCAAACCUCCCACGUGGGUUAGAAGUAAUGCUUCUCAACUCAUACAAAAUCCUCAGACCGAUACAUCCAAUCAUUUUAGCUUUCCAACUCUUGGAUCAAACAAUCAUGCUUCUGCUAGUAGUAGUAGUCCUUCGUCAGGAUGGUCGAAAACAAGCCGUAAUACAUCUUCGGAAGAACAACUUAAGUCCACAUUUCCUCAAUCAGUUUCUCUGCAGACGCCUACAUCUUCCGAUUUUCCGUCACUUCCAACAAAUUCCAAUCCUAGUCAUUCAAAUCGCACUAUCAAUUUAACUUCAAAGUCAGUUUUAGAAAAUAAAUCCAAGGUGUUUAAAACACCAGCGGCUGAUGCAAUGAAAAAGAAAACUGAACCAUUAACAGUCACAACCGCAUUAAAAAUUACGAAGAAACCAAAACCCGGAAACAACUCAAGAACAAUAAACAAUGAUAUGGAUGAGCAUGGUGGUAUGACUUUAAGGGAUGAUAGCGAGAAGUAUGCUGAUGAUCAGCCACCAUUGGAAAAACCUCAGUUCAGUCAUAUCCGAACAGUAGAUGUUCUUAAUAUUAAUCAACAAUCAUCUAGUCAAAUAAAUCUAAUUAAUCAUGAACCAUUAUCACUUACAAAUGAUUUUCCAUGUCUAUCUGAAAAUAAAACUAAUUCCAAUGAUACAAUACAGAAAAAAUUACAAAAUCGACAAACAAAAAAGAAAAUCAUUGAUACUACUGUUCAUCAAUCUGAACAACAACACUCUUCUCAUACAACCAGUAGUGUUGUGAAUAACACUUUAAAACCUGAAAUUAAUUCAUUAAUCAAACUUAUAAAAUCUAUUCAAUUUAAUGAUAACAUGGAUAUUGAAUGCUUAUUAUAUGCUAAAUCUCAAUAUGUAGCUCCACCGGAUAUGGAAAUACGUAAUCGUGAAUUAAUUCAAACAGUGGAAAAUGAUUUAUUUGAUAAAAGUGGCAAGACAGCUUUUAUUCGGUUUGCUGAUUUAUCACGUCGUUAUCGUUAUAAACAAAUCAAUGCUACAGCUUACUUGGAAGGCUUAAUUGGUCUUCUAAAUGUCAAUACUGUGAAUCAGAAUGAUGAUGACAAUAUUCCAUACUGGAUAGGUCCGAUGAUUUCCUUAUUGCCUGAUAUAGGGCUUCAACGUGCCUUACUUCGUGCUCUGCAAGCACAAGGAUCUCCACGUAUUCCAGUUGAUAUGCAAGAAGCUUUGUUAAAAAGUGGUCAUCAAUUUAAGCGCAACAAAAUCCCUAUAUUAGCUCUUCCUCCAUGGUCAAAGAAAGUCCUAAAAACAAUGCAAACAUGCCAGGAAUGUGGUCAAGUUUGUCUACGAAGUGAUCUAUCGACUCAUAUGGAAUUGGCUCAUUCUGUGUAGUAUGAAAAAAAAGAUAAUCCAAGGAGGAAAAAAACUUGUCAUAAACUUACCGAUCACUCGUUUAGUAUUCUUUUCACAAACAAAUACACAUCAACAAUACAGUCUUUCGUUUUUCGGAUCAUAUCUAAUAUGAAUUAUUUUCAUAAAUUAUUUUGUUUGUUUCAUGGUUUAUUUUUACACCUAUUUGUCCACUCUCAUAUGUGAGUUAUUACCCCUCGUAUGUUCACAGUCAUCUGAAUGGUGUUGGUAACAAUCUUUGAUUAGUCUUAGAUAUGUCUGUAUGUUUGUUUGUAUGUGUAUUUAUAUGAGUUCAUGCUUUUAUGUUCAUCCAAUUGUUUUACUGUGUAUAAUAAGUACGGUGAUUAGUAGAUUUGGGAGUUUGAAAAGUGAGUUAGUAUGUUUGAGUUACUUAGCUUUAAAUUGAUUUGCAAAAAUUCUUUUCUUUUCUAUUUUAAAACACUCUUUUGUUUAAUUUUUGAACAAAUCUAUUUCUUCUUGUUCCUUUGACUAUUCAAAUUAUUCUUUAGUAUUUUAGUACUGUUUAUAUUGUUAAAAUAACCGGGUAAAAAGCUGAUCAUCAUAUACGAUAUAAAUAUAUACAUGUUGUUUUUCAUUUCAUCAUUUUUUGUUUGUUUGUUUGUUUUGUACAAUGCUUGAUUGAACCUGUUUUGUAAUCUAUGCUUCAGUAAUAUCGAAAAGUAUCUAGGCGUAGUUUAUACCUGAGAAUAUGCACAUAUUUCAUACGUUUAAUUAGGCUGCAUACGGGCCAAUGGACAGCAAGGAUCUUCUCCAUGUAUAAGAAGUCCAUCCUAAAUAUUGCAUACUUCACUUUGCCUCAUGAGUUCCCGCAUCGGACGUUAAAGCCUUGAAAUACAGAGCUAACUCAUCUAGAACUGUUCAUAGAAAUGCUGUGUGAUCAUUCUAAAAUGGUUGUCCUUUGAGCACUUCAUCAGACCGUCAAACUCAUCUGUAAUCCGAUCUCCAAAUUGCUCUAAAGGUUUUUUCUGACAGUGUGAACCUUUGCGAAUUAAAAAUCAUCCUCAUUCCUUUAAUAACACUUGAGAUCACGUCAAACACAAAUCUAUAUUGGGGUAAAGGAACUGGAUAUAUUACUGACUUCAUAUCUCUACAUCAUUAAAACACAAUCGUACAUUACUUUGUCAAAUCAAUCAUGUAGCUAGGUCAUCUCUUUGUUAAAUAUAUUGGUGAUAUUUGAUCUGCAUCUCCGUGUCGAACAGCAUGACAUUAAGCUUACCAUUACUCAGGGACUUGGCUAUCUUCUAAAGUAACUUUCUCCUGUGUAUAAAACAGUAGCUUACCUAAAAUGACUAAACCAUCUGGUAUGUAACUGGCAGGGUAUAGUUUCCAUCUCAAGCAUAUUUACUUCGAUGUAGACAGCGGGAUCGUCUAACUAACGUCUCAAAUAAUCGAUAUGAUUGAAAAUCUAAUACAUGAGUUUGUAUAUCGUAAUAUAUGAGUUGUAAUAUAUAUUAGUCAUCACUUUUUAUGGAAAACUAAGAAAAUUGGUGCCCAGUAUUUUUAUACAAAAAUCAUAAAAAUGGAAUCUUAAUCUUCUGUUUGUCAUUUCUGAAGUAGAUAAUCCGUAUGACUACACAUGUUAAAGAUGUUAGUUUCUAAUGUAAAAUCGUUUUCACACUCACGA